This is a messenger RNA of Oppiella nova, 306 nucleotides long. Lineage: Eukaryota; Metazoa; Arthropoda; Arachnida; Sarcoptiformes; Oppiidae. The record is from the annotation of a GenBank genome assembly.
AUGAAUACCAAGGACGAGUACGAAAGCGCCUCCCGUUCCUCGGAAUACGUUAGAGAGGGCGCCCUUGAAGAAGGCCCGCGAGCCCUCCGUUUUGGCGAUUUUGCCCCAACAGUGGAUAGUACUCCUAUACAUGCGCUCAUUGGCUGCCAGUCCCGACUGCAUCAUCAUUCGACGUCUCACAGUAUCGAAGGGGUAGGAGAUUAUACCCGAUAUUGUCGUCACUGUCUGUGCGAUCAUCCACGAGAUCACGAGCGGAGUGUUCUUCGGGUCCGGAAGCAUACCCUUCGCGGUGUCGAAGAAUCCAAA